Messenger RNA from Anopheles aquasalis, 2165 nucleotides. Its product is annotated as oocyte zinc finger protein XlCOF6-like. Gene Ontology annotation, cellular component: nucleoplasm. Gene Ontology annotation, molecular function: DNA-binding transcription repressor activity, RNA polymerase II-specific; RNA polymerase II cis-regulatory region sequence-specific DNA binding. Gene Ontology annotation, biological process: regulation of transcription by RNA polymerase II. The record is from RefSeq and is a predicted model, not a curated record. NCBI's taxonomy places the organism in Eukaryota, Metazoa, Arthropoda, Insecta, Diptera, Culicidae.
UUUGUGUUGAAUUUUCACUUUAAUCCCUUGUUUUCACGAUCCUUUUGCUGCGGAAAAGUGCAUUUUCACGAGCGAUUUUCACGAGCGCGCAUUUUCCACUUUUCCACAUUUUCCACAUUUUCCAAUCCACGUUCGGCCGCCGGUGUGGAGAUGGAAGCCGGGCAUAAAAUCGUAAAGGUGAAGCCAAAAAGAGCCGAUGUGACUGCUGGCCAAUGGUGCGAGGAACCGGCGAGUAGCAGCAACAACAAGAAAGCAGCCGCCAAGAGCGCCUUGAUACUGGCCAUGGAACCGCAAAAUCCGUCCCCCACGAAAUACUUUGAUGCCAGUGGUGCAGCCCUGCGGCAGGCCGUGGGAGAGGGGGAACUGAUGCCGGAGGAAGCGGCCUGCCGGAAGUCAACCGGAGCAGAACUGAAGAAGAAAAAAUCGCACACAAUCACAAUCAACUGCUGCAAUUGUGAGAAAAUAUUUGUCUCUCGGUUCGCCUACGAAGCGCAUUAUCGGGCAAGCUAUCAGCAAGAACCGGUCUACCGUUGUCCGGUGUGUGGAAAGCUCAUGGAGCACUACCGGGCCUACCAGCUGCACAGUUACCGGCACAUUAACAGUGCCAACCAGCGCUACACCUGCCAGGAGUGUUUUAAAACGUUCCAUCAAAAGUCCGACUUGGUUCGGCAUGAGAACAGACAUAUCGCCACGAGUCUGGUGUCAGGAGAUGAACAAAAGCCACAGCAAUCGUCCUGCACUAAAUGUGAAGCAUCGUUCGAAACGCAGAUCGAACUGAGGGAACACACGCGCAAAGCACAUCCUCCCCCAAAACAGCUAGUAGAGUGUCCGGAUUGUGGAAAGUAUCUCUCGGCUGGCAGCAUCUACUCGCAUCGCAAAAUACAUUCGGAUACGCCGGCAUUUGCGUGCGGCGAAUGUGGCAGAACGUUUGUGCAGAAGAUAAAUCUGGUGCAGCACUGUAAAACUCACAUCGGUUUGCGACCGUACCAGUGCGAGCAGUGUAAGAAAUCGUUUUGCGAAAAAGCGCACCUGCAGCGGCACCUGAAUCAUCACUCGGAGGAGCGACCCUAUCGGUGUGAGCUGUGUGGCAAGUGCUACAAAACGGAACGCUGCCUGAAGGUACAUUCGGCCGUACACACCACGGAGCGGCCGUUUGUGUGCGGCGAAUGUAACAAAGGGUUUCUGAGCAGCUCGAAGCUCCGCCAGCACAGCAACAUACAUUCGGGAUUGAGACCGUACAAGUGCAACUACUGCACGCGCGAUUUUACCAACUUCCCGAACUGGUUGAAGCACAUCCGGCGCCGUCAUAAGGUAGAUCACCGUACCGGAGAGAAGCUGGACAGUGUACCGAAGUUUAUGACGAAGAAAAAGAGCCCCGAAAAGGAAGCGGAGGGGACGGGAGAAGUCACUAAACCAGUUACACCUCAGAAAACACGUAAACGAUGCACCACGAAGACUGCACCUCCGCUGGCGGAUGUGCUGAAAGAGGAGUCGUUGCCGUACGUCAGCGAAAGCUCCAACAUUGAUCUCAAUCUAGUUUGUAAGGACGAUCUGAUACAACCGCUCACCGGAGAGUUUGAAGACAUUUUCAAAUGUUUGCCUUCCGAUGAGACGAAGCUUAGCAUAAUCGACCCAAAUGGCUGGCAGUUGCUAAGCGACAGCGAUGCUGACCUUUUCCAGUGUGAUCUACAGCAGCCCCACGUGUUGAAUGAGCGAAAAUCGCCCAAUACGGUCCAGUUACCGUUCAAUGAUCUCAUCGAUAGUGAUAUCUCAGGCAACGCCACACUGAGUACGACGAUGGCGUCCGAAACUAUUUCCACGGGUCCAUUACUGUACGAUGCUCAAUCGCCGAUGUUUCCUACACUGAUCUCGAUUUGCGCCGCCGACGAGCCGCAGUUUCGUUUGAUUAACCCUCGCUCUAUACAUGGCAAGGGGGUUGGCAGGGGGGCUCAAUGAUGGCCAAUGACGGUUAUGCUACAGUUUCGGUGUCUAUUAACGAUCGCAUUGAACUGAUGAAGUAGCAAUAACUGUGGAAACCCGUACUGCUGUGGCUUGUGAUAUGACGACGACGAUAGCGAUAACGCAACGCGGAACGGAAGCCUAGCGAGCAAAGAGACAGAAUAUUUUUCCAAGUAUUUUUAAGCAUUUUUGCAACUACAGUUUUC